AUGUCAGUUGACGCCUGCCCAUCUACAUCAAUGUUGAUCAAUGAAUGUAUAAAAUAAUAAAUAGUAUUUAUUGUGAAUUCUUCAACAACCGGUGAAAAUAUUGACAAUUUACUUAUUUUCCAAAUAAUAAAGGAAAAGCCAAAAUGGCGGCUUUUGAAGAAAUGGGAGUUUUGCCCGAAUUAGGCAAAGCUGUCGAAGAAAUGGAUUGGAUGCUACCAACUGAUGUACAAGCAGAAGCAAUACCUUUAAUUUUGGGAGGUGGAGAUGUUCUAAUGGCUGCAGAAACAGGAAGUGGCAAAACUGGUGCAUUUUGCCUUCCAAUCAUUCAAAUUGUCUGGGAGACUCUAAAGGAUUUAGAAUCAGGAAAGGGGACCAAAUCUUCAGAAGCUCAAUCUUCUCCCAACUGGCUUCUCAGUAUGUUUGAUCGUGGAUCAGCAUUAGCCGUAGCUCCCGAUGGAUUACUUUGUCAAAGUCGUGAACCACGCGAUUGGCACGGUUGUCGUGCCAAUAAAGGCGUUCAAGGAAAUGGAAAAUUUUUUUUUGAAGCUAUUGUCACUGAUGAAGGCCUCUGUCGUGUCGGAUGGUCUACUGCCCAGGCAGCCUUGGAUUUAGGAACUGAUAAAUUUGGUUUCGGUUUUGGUGGAACUGGCAAAAAAUCAAAUGCCCGACAAUUUGAUAAUUAUGGAGAAUCAUUUGGAAUGCAUGAUGUUAUUGGAUGUCUUUUAGAUUUACAAAAAGGAGAAAUUCGAUUUAUGAAAAAUGGUGUUGAUUUGGGACCAGCUUUCACAUUAAAUUCACAACAAAAAUCAAUGACAUUCUUUCCGGCGGUGGUAUUGAAAAAUGCUGAAAUGUCUUUUAAUUUUGGUGCUCAACCCUUUAGACAUUCACCGCCAAAUGGUUUUGUUGCAUUGUCAUCAGCGCCAAAAGAUAAUAUUAAAACUAAUCCGAAUAAUACAUCAGGCAGUAAAGGGGAUGAUUCGAAACCCAUGAAUAAUGCCCCGCAAGCUAUUGUCAUUGAACCUUCUCGUGAAUUGGCUGAACAAACGUACAAUCAAAUUCAAAAGUUUAAAGGUCACAUAAAAGAUCCAAUUGUUCGUGAACUCUUAGUCAUUGGCGGUGUAAAUAUCAAGGAACAAAUUGCAGUUUUAAAUUCAGGCGUCGAUAUUGUCGUCGGUACUCCUGGUCGGUUAGAGGAUUUAAUUCAAGGAGGAUAUUUAUCUCUCACUCACUGCAGAUUUUUUGUUCUUGAUGAAGCCGACGGUCUUUUAAAACAGGGAUACAAAGAUAUGAUUGAUCGUUUGCAUAAACAAAUUCCAAAAAUUACUAGCGAUGGUAAACGUUUGCAAAUGAUUGUCUGCUCAGCAACUCUUCACGAUUUUGACGUGAAGAAAAUGGCGGAACGUUUAAUGCAUUUUCCAACUUGGGUAGAUUUAAAGGGCGAAGACGCGGUACCCGAAACAGUACAUCAUGUGGUUGUCAUGGUCGAUCCUCAAAAGGAUAAAUCAUGGGAGAAUUUAAGACAACACAUACAAACUGACAAUGUUCACAUAAGAGAUAAUGUUAGACCUGGAAGUAAUACGAUCGAAACACUGUCGGAAGCUGUAAAAAUAUUAAAAGGCGAAUAUUGCGUUCGAGCGAUUAGAGAACAUAAAAUGGACAGAGCUUUGAUUUUUUGUCGAACAAAAAUUGAUUGCGAUAAUUUAGAACGCUAUUUCAGAGCAGUGGGAAAUAGAGAACUCAGUUGCGUUUGUUUGCACGGUGAUAGAAAACCAAACGAAAGAAAAGCAAAUUUGGAAAAAUUUAAAAGACAAGAAGUCAAAUAUUUAAUAUGCACUGAUGUUGCGGCAAGAGGUUUAGAUAUUACAGGCUUACCUUUUAUGAUUAAUGUAACCCUCCCUGAUGAAAAAUCGAAUUACGUGCAUCGUAUUGGAAGAGUAGGAAGAGCUGAAAGAAUGGGUUUAGCAAUUUCUCUCGUUAGUUCUGUACCCGAAAAAGUUUGGUAUCACGGAGAAUGGUGCUCCACACGAGGAAGAAAUUGCAAUAAUACUAGUUUAACUGAUCAAGGUGGAUGCUGUAUUUGGUAUCAGGAACCAAGAUAUUUAGCGGAUAUUGAAGAUCAUUUAAACAUAACAAUUCAACAAGUCGAGCCAGACAUGAAAGUGCCAAUGAAUGAUUUUGAUGGAAAAGUCACUUAUGGUCAGAAAAGAUUGAAUCUUGGAUCUGACUAUAAAAAUCAUGUACAACAAAUGGCACCAACCGUUAAUGAAUUAGCAUCUUUAGAGUCAAAGGCUCAACUUGCAUUUUUAAAGUGGCACAUGAAUUUAUCAAUAUAAAUGAAUAACUUUUAUUGAAAAUGUAUUGUUUUUUUUUCACGAAUUUAUAAAAUUGAAACCAUAUUUUCUAAAUUACGUCUUUUUUAAAAAAUACAUACAAAACAUUUUAAAAUGUGUAACAUUAUUCUUACUUUUUUUAUAUUUAAUAAAUAUAAAUUUGGUAAUCUAUUAAA
Molecule: messenger RNA, 2506 nt
Organism: Leptopilina boulardi
Lineage: Eukaryota; Metazoa; Arthropoda; Insecta; Hymenoptera; Figitidae
Gene: Ddx1
Product: ATP-dependent RNA helicase Ddx1
Exons: 11
Coding region: 144-2333 (729 amino acids)
Molecular function (GO): ATP binding; RNA helicase activity; protein binding
Source: RefSeq, a predicted model, not a curated record